AAACAGCCCCUAAAUUGUAGUUAGCUCCGCCGUGCCAUCUCCCGGAGGUUCGAGGCACCGCCGCUGGCUCUUCUCUCCGCCACUGUUUCCCUCUUCGCCCUGUUUCUCACUUGUUCUCUGGCGCAUCGAGAUUGCUCCAAGCUACCACUACACGCUCAGCUGCCGCCACCCUGGAAAUUUGGUGUAAUCUUGGUUUAGAGCUAUCUGCUUGUGGAUGGAGCCCGAAGUGGUGGAAGCCGAAUUGGUAUUGCCUACUCACAUGAAGUUUAAGAAGAUUCAGAUGUAUGAAAAGUAUCCGAAGGGACAGGCCAGAGUUAGGUGGAAGCAUCUCAAGCAGAUUAUUCAAGCUGAGAAUUACCAAAAUUAUCCACCUGAUGUGCCAAAUUAUGUUAACAUUGAGUCGCCACCAUCUAUGCGUCCAUGCAAAAGAAUCUGUGAUGUAACUGGAUAUGAGGCACCUUACUUCGAUCCAAGAACCAAGCUCCGUUACGCUAACGCAGAAGUGUUCAAGGUCAUAAGAUCUCUUCCUAAUGACUAUGUCCAGAGGUACUUGGCUCUCAGAAAUGCUGCUGUUGUCCUGAGGUAGCUCCGGAUGACUAGAGAAAUGGAUGUCUGUAAUUACUUUUUCUCUUCUGGUUGGUUACAUUGACAUGUAUUAUUUAUUUAUAUCCUGCUGUAAAAUGGACAAUUUUCAUCUCUAUAAUUUAUAUGCAGAACCGCCUUACUGCCCUAAUGAUUGAAUUGAGAAAGUCCGUUUGGUUCA
Molecule: messenger RNA, 763 nt
Organism: Sesamum indicum (sesame)
Lineage: Eukaryota; Viridiplantae; Streptophyta; Magnoliopsida; Lamiales; Pedaliaceae
Product: chromatin-remodeling complex subunit
Biological process (GO): chromatin remodeling
Cellular component (GO): Ino80 complex
Source: RefSeq, a predicted model, not a curated record